AUGCGAGUGGAUUUCGAGAAGAAAAAUCUACUCACUCAUUUGCAUAUCUCAUUACAAUUUGGCCAAAAUCGUAUUGACUCGGCCAGCCGGCUCUUAGUUUCUCCAACGAUUUCAGCUCGAACGCUUCAUGAACCUGGCACCGAAAUUUGUUUUCAAUUAUUAUUUUAAAUCAAUUGGAACUGCAGGUGGAUAUAUACAGUGGACCGUGUCAUCAUAGAUCUAAAAGCUAUGCACUUGCAAUGUGUUAUUAGUUGGCUGCUUCUAGCAAGUUUUAGCCAGGGGGCACUUGGAAGGGGAUUUCUUAACCUAAAACCCAUACCGAUUGAAGAUAUUGAAAGCACCACAGAGGCUUCUAAUAAUCCCACACCCUCUCCAACAUCACCACCUACUAAUAGGGACAUCACUAUCGGUCCUUGUAAAUGGGCCAUAGGUCGCAGUUGCCCCGAUCCGGAUGUUAAGUAUUAUAUCUAUACACGGCACAAUCCGAUGGAUAGACAGUGUCUCCACAUAGAUGAGUCCCUAGAGAAGUCCAAUCUGACAGAUUCCUACUUCAAUCCCCGAUAUCCCACCAAGAUCAUUAUCCAUGGCUAUAACUCAGAUAUGUUUCUGCAUCCACUGCAACAAAUGCGGGAUGAGUACCUGGCCAAGGCGGAUUAUAAUAUAAUCUAUGUUGAUUGGAGCGUCUUGUCGCCAGGUCCCUGUUAUAUAAGUGCCGUCCAUAACACCAAACAUGCUGGCACCUGUACCGCACAGCUAGUUGAGAGAUUGGUGGAGACGGGCAAUAUGGAUAUCCAUGUGAUAGGUUUCUCAUUAGGAGCUCAAGUGCCCAACUAUAUAGCCCGAAAUCUAACCUCAUUCACGCUGCCCAGAAUAACGGGGUUGGAUCCAGCAAUGCCUCUAUUUAUUACCUCCGGUAGUGCGGAUAAAUUGGAUCCUAGCGAUGCCAGCUAUGUAGAUGUGAUUCACACGAAUGCCUUGGUCCAAGGAAAAAUGGAGAGAUGUGGUCAUGCGGAUUUUUACAUGAACGGAGGAAUCAUGCAACCUGGCUGUAAUGGACAGAAAAUUAAUUCCUUUGCUUGCAGUCAUCAACGGGCACCCGCCUACUUUCUGGAGUCCAUUCGCUCACCUAAAGGCUUUUGGGGAUGGGCCUGCAGUGGAUACAUAUCAUACCUCCUGGGAAUGUGUCCUCCAACAAACUUCCUGCUAGAGGCUGGAGAUAAUAUACGGCCGACUACAAGAGGAAUGUUUAUGAUAGACACCAAUGAUACUUCACCAUUUGCUUUAGGGAAGUGGACGGACUUGCCCACUUUGGGAGCAAAGCAAUCAAAUUGGCGAGCUCCGCCGCAAAGACUUAAGGCACCUCCAAAUCAGGGUGUAGAUCCCCUCCUGCAUCACAUCGACCAGUUUGGUAAACUAGCAUCCAACUUUAACAACUUACAGAUGUAUCCCAGUGAACAAGAUCCUUAUGAGCACUGGACGAGCUUCAGUCCGGAGCAGAAGGAAAGCGAUGACGAUGAUAACUCUGUGGAGGAGCAAGACCUCGUUGAAUUUGCCGAACCAAAUGAUCGCCAUGACACGCAAGCUCCUGCACUAAGCUGGUGGGAUUAUAGAAGGAAUCUUACUUAUGGAUUUAUGGAGAAUAACAUAUUUUCUGUGCCAACAGUGGAUUAGCCCUAAUCCAUGGUUUAAGCUAUUAAAUACCCUUCCUUGCCCCCAUUCCUUACUAUCUUAAGCCGCCCAAGCUGAUGUCAGCAAAUACAUUCGUUUAAAACAA
This is a messenger RNA of Drosophila eugracilis, 1774 nucleotides long. RefSeq names its product pancreatic triacylglycerol lipase. Gene Ontology annotation, molecular function: lipase activity. The record is from RefSeq and is a predicted model, not a curated record. Gene Ontology annotation, biological process: lipid metabolic process. The transcript is spliced from 5 exons. Lineage: Eukaryota; Metazoa; Arthropoda; Insecta; Diptera; Drosophilidae.